GGGGGGGGUCAGUGCGGGACGUGGCGGUGGAGUGGAGGUGGGAGGGAGCGGCGCCAUGACCCGCGGGAACCAGCGCGAACUGGCGCGGCAGAAGAACCUGAAGAAGCAGAGCGACUCGGGCAAGGGCAAGCGGCGGGACGACGGGCUCUCGGCUGCCGCCCGCAAGCAGAGGGACUCGGAGAUCAUGCAGCAGAAGCAGAAGAAGGCCGAUGAGAAGAAGGAGGGCAACAAGUAACAGGCGGCCGCGCCGGGCUGCCGCCCCAGGGCCGGUCCCGCCGGCAGGAUGCCCCGCGCCGCCCCAGGCCGGGUCCCGCCGGGACCCCCGGCAUCGCCCCGCGCCCUGCGGCGCCGUCCCCUAUUAAAGUAGCUGUGGAGCCCUGCA
Molecule: messenger RNA, 382 nt
Organism: Melospiza melodia melodia
Lineage: Eukaryota; Metazoa; Chordata; Aves; Passeriformes; Passerellidae
Gene: SERF2
Product: small EDRK-rich factor 2
Exons: 3
Coding region: 56-235 (59 amino acids)
Source: RefSeq, a predicted model, not a curated record